UAACACAUUAACAUUGUUCUUCAUAUUGAUUCAAAUCUAAUUUAGACUUGAGUCUUGACCGAGUAAAAAUUAUUGUCUACGCGACGUUUGAAAGUAUUUUUAGGAGAAAUUAGAAAAUGAGUGGAUCAGUAAUUCUUGUAACCGGUGGUUCCGGCUUAGUCGGCAAAGCAAUAAAUGAAAUAGUAUUGGAAGAAAAAAGCAAAGGAAAUAAGGAGUAUGAAAAUGAAAAUUGGAUAUUUCUUAGUUCAAAAGAUGGCGAUUUAAGAGAAAGAACUGCUACUGAAGCAAUAUUUGAUAAACACCAACCAACACAUGUAAUCCACUUAGCUGCUAUGGUUGGUGGUCUUUUCCACAACAUGGAACACAAUUUAGACUUCUUUAGAGAGAACAUGGCUAUAAACGAUAAUGUGCUGAACGCCAGCCACAAGUAUGAUGUGAAGAAGGUUGUAUCCUGUCUCUCCACUUGCAUCUUUCCCGAUAAAACCACAUAUCCUAUAGAUGAAUCUAUGGUUCAUAAUGGUCCCCCACAUUCCUCAAACUACGGGUACAGCUAUGCCAAGAGAAUGAUAGAUGUGCUAAACAGGGGCUACUGGCAGCAGCACGGGCGGCGGUUCACAUCGGUGGUGCCGUGCAACGUGUUCGGGCCGCACGACAACUUCUCCAGCACCGCGCACGUGCUGCCCGCGCUCGUGCGCCGCAUGCACGCCGCCAUGCAGAGUGGUGAAUCGGAGUUCGUAGUGUGGGGCAGCGGCAAGCCGCUCCGCCAGUUCAUAUACUCGCGGGACCUCGCGCGCCUGUUCGUGUGGGUGCUGCGACACUACGACAGCGUCGACCCUCUUAUAUUAUCAGUGGACGAGUCAGACGAAGUGUCUAUAUCACAAGCGGCAGAAGCGAUCGCGGCGGCAUUCGACUUCCAGGGUAAGAUCGUGUAUGACACGACCCGCGCCGACGGACAGUAUAAGAAGACGGCAUCCAACAAGAAGCUAAGAGAGCUCUGUCCGGAGUUCACAUUCACACCCUUUACCACUGCGGUCAAAGAGACCGUGGAGUGGUUUAAAGUGAACCACGAGAGUGCUAGACUGUAAUGAAGAUGGUAGUUGGUGCCAUAUUGGUACUACUGGAGCUACAUUGCGAGGUAAGUGUUUAUGAGAAACGGAAUCGCGUCUUUACCUGCUACGCUAAAGGUGCGCGUCCACCGGAUCGUAAUCGGAGCGCACAGAUUUGUUGCUUUGUAUUGAUUUCCAUGGUACUGCACGCACUGGAUCGGCAUUUCUGCGCCUGAUAUUUGUGCUGCUGACGUCAUCCGCAGUACGCUUAAUUCGAAUUCGAACUUUUCAAGUUCUGACGUGUUUGCGAUGUGUGAUAGGCGAUGACAGUUGCUUUACAAAAACCUAAAUUUCCGAAGCUGAAUCCGAAUGCAGUAGACGCACCCCAUCGGCAUUGUGUAAGUAACGACGCUCCGUCCGCUCCGCUAAUAAGUAAUAACGCUGCGGUUACGCAGCGCCCGUGUGUACUGGCUCUACCAGAGUAUGAGUUGAGCCUUAGAAACACAUUCCUCGAAAUGCAGCUCCAGUGGAAACGCAGCCUUGGCGUAUAUUAGCACUAGGAUUUUACCAGCAAAAGCGGUGCAAAUCAAAGACAAGUGUGCAAGUAUGGAAGACGCUAAAGUCCGAUCGCCUAGGACCUAGUACUGUGCCCUAGAAUGUAGUAGUACUGGAUCCGACCGUAAAAUCCUGCAGGAGU
Messenger RNA from Aricia agestis (brown argus), 1743 nucleotides. It is a transcript of the gene Gmer, whose product is annotated as GDP-L-fucose synthase. Gene Ontology annotation, molecular function: GDP-L-fucose synthase activity. NCBI's taxonomy places the organism in Eukaryota, Metazoa, Arthropoda, Insecta, Lepidoptera, Lycaenidae. The record is from RefSeq and is a predicted model, not a curated record. Gene Ontology annotation, biological process: nucleotide-sugar biosynthetic process. The coding region runs from base 117 to 1085 and encodes 322 amino acids. The transcript is spliced from 7 exons.